Molecule: messenger RNA, 3117 nt
Organism: Manis javanica (Malayan pangolin)
Lineage: Eukaryota; Metazoa; Chordata; Mammalia; Pholidota; Manidae
Gene: SAXO6
Product: Mdm1 nuclear protein
Biological process (GO): negative regulation of centriole replication; retina development in camera-type eye
Molecular function (GO): microtubule binding
Source: RefSeq, a predicted model, not a curated record
AGUCGGGGACGCCGGGCCGAGGCUUUUGCUAGGGAACCGGCUGUUGUCGCCCCGCCCCCCCCCCAGGGCUUUUUGUCCCGUUAACUGUCGGAGUGGCGAGGUCUGCAGCGCCGGGCGACAUGCCGGUGCGCUUCAAGGGGCUCAGUGAAUACCAGAGAAACUUCUUGUGGAAAAAGUCGUAUUUGUCAGAGUCCUAUAAUCCCUCAGUGGGGCGAAGGUAUCCAUGGGCUGGGCUUAGAUCAGAUCAAUUAGGGAUCAUGAAAGAGCCAAGUUUUAUUUCAAAAAGAAGAGUCCCUUAUCAUGACACGCAGAUUUCAAAAUCUCUUGAGUGGAAUGGAACUAUCUCAGGGAAUGAUGUGGUUGUAUCACCAGAACCUGGAGCCCCAGAAACACCAGAAGCACAAGAGGCAGAACUAAAAGAUGUUAACCAAGAAAGAGUUCUUACACUAGAAGCCUCCAGGGUUCCCAAGAGAAGCAGAUCUCACUCUGUAGACUCCAAAGCCGAAGGGGCUUCAGAUAUUGUGGGAAAUUAUGAAGAUGUAAUAGCAAACCAUAUGCCAGUUAAUAAUAAAAAUGUGGAACUGGAAAAUUCUACCAAGCUUCUUCCAGAAGAUGCAGAUAAUGGGUUGGAUAGAGUUCUGCGGAAGAAAGCUGGAUUAACUGUUGUUCCUUCACAUAAUAUCUUGAGAAAUUCUGAAUAUCAAAGGCAGUUUGUUUGGAAGACCCCUAAAGAAACUGCUCCAGUUUUUGCAGCCAAUCAGGUCUUCCACAAUAAAAGCAAAUUUGUUCCACAAUUCAAAGGUAACUCAAUCAUCCAUGAAACUGAAUACAAAAGAAAUUUCAAGGGUUUAUCUCCGGUGAAAGAACCAAAAUUAAGAAAUGAUUUGAAAGAGAAUGGAAAUUUUGAAACAUCUCCUGAAAAGAAGUGUAAUAAAACAGAUGACCCUUUAAAACUAGAAGCAGAGAUGCAAGCAAAAGACUCAAACCAGCCUAAAAAGAAGCUUACUCCUUGGAGACAUCAAAGGCUUGGGAAAGUGAAUUCUGAAUACAGAGCAAAAUUUCUGAGCCCAGACCAGUAUUUAUAUAAAGCUGGGGCUUGGACACGUGUGAAGGAAAAUGUACCAAAUCAGGGUUCUCUAAAUGCCAUGUGGUAUGCGGAGGUUAAAGAACUCCGAGAGAAGGCUGAGUUUUAUAGGAAACGAGUUCAGGGAACACAUUUUUCUCGGGACCACCUGAAUCAGAUUCUGUCUGAUAAUAACUGCUGUUGGGAUGUCUCCUCUACCACAAGCUCGGAAGGAACCAUUAGUAGCAACAUUAGAGCUCUAGAUCUUGCUGGAGAUCCUACAAGCCAUAAAACUUUGCACAAAUGUCCUCCUACAAAACAAGAGGACCAAAGGCCUAUCUUGGAAGAGCAGCCCCGGAAGAGUACCACGGAGAAACUGGGCGUGUCAGAUGCACCCCCCACACCUGUUAGAAGGCGUCUGGCUUGGGACGUGGAGAACACCAAUGAAGACGUGGAGAAACAGCCAGGAGAGGAGGAGGAGGAGGGAAGGGAGAGGGACAAGCAGGUUUAUACAGAAGAGCUAGAGAAGCUGGAAGUACAGGAGAAGUCUAAGGCAGACAAGAUUAAAGAAGGGUCGGAUUCUUCUUCUGUAUCUUCAGGAAAAGGAGGCAGGCUUCCUACUCCGAAGCUGAGAGAACUGGGUGGAAUCCAACGGACUCAUCAUGAUCUCACCACUCCAGCUGUUGGUGGCGCUGUGUUAGUGUCUCCAUCUAAAGUGAAGCCGUCAAUCCCAGAACAGAGGAAAAGAGCAUCCUGUCAGGAUAGCUUAGGAACUGUGAAGAAUGAUCUUAGGAAGAAAGAAAGUCAUGCUAUAUCCCUUCUGACUUCUCCACCUGCUGGUAUAAAAACAGUUGAUCCCCUGCCUUUGAGGGAAGAUUUUGAAAUCAAUAUCCCUAAAUUUGCUGAGGCAACGCUUCCAGUUUCAAAAAUUCCAGAAUAUCCGACAAACACACCUGGGCAGUCUCCUCUACCCUGUGCUCCGUCCUACUGGCAUCCUUCUCGUCGAAUUCAGGGCUCUCUGAAAGAUCCAGAAUUCCAGCAUAAUGUGGGAAAAACACGGAUGAACGAUUUCCAGUUGCUUCAGCAUGAAGCCUUUAAUGAUGAAGAUGAGGACAGAUUAUCUGAGAUUUCUGCACGUUCUGCAGCUUCUAGUCUUCAGGCUUUUCAAACUCUGGCACGAGCUCAGAAAAGGAAGGACAAUUUCUGGGGCAAAACAUGAUUAAAUGUACUUCAAGUUGAGUUGCUUUUGUCUAGAGAACCACUGGUGUUAAUUUCCUUUAUUGCUUUACUUUAAGGCUCUUCAAGUGUCUGGAUUUUUUGUUUUCUGAUGUUUCCUACUUAAAAAAAACUGCUUGACUUUUCAAUAGCCAAUUCAGUUCACUUGGCAAAAUUUUAACACAGAUUCAAAAAAUUUAACUUAAAGAAUUUUUUUCACACUGAUCCCUAAGUACAAAGAGAUAGAUUAUAUAGUUCUUCCCAUGUUCUAACUUUUGUCCGAGGUGCCAGGAAUAGCUGGUAGAACUGUGGAUUUCACCUAUCCAGAAAACAUGCUAAAAGAUGAAUAAAAUGAAAUAAAAAUUAAGAUUUAAGUGUGAAGUAUAUUUACUGCAAAGAUUGGUUAUAUGUAUCUUCAUAAUAGUAGCUGUCAUAAAAUGAAUUUGUUGUUUCUUUAACUUUUGCUAUGUGUUGCUUUUUAUUUUGGUCACUUUCUGUGUGUGGUUUCAGUGUUAAUUGUAUUUUAGACUGAAAAUACUAGCUGUAUAUAUUUUUAUUAUAUAUGUAACAAUUUGCUGAGAGACUGUAUAUUUUUGAUCUUUGUGUGUAUUUGUAUAAGGACUUUGGCUUAUAUUUGAAUAGUGUCUGAAUUUUGAAAAACUAUUUGUAUAAUAGAGAAUUAAAACUAGCAUUUUGAAAUAAAAAGUGAUCAAGGGUUUCAGUUCUGUUUCAAGUGUUACAAGUAUUUGGCUUCUCUAGAAAGUUAUUAUUUGGAACAAGUUAUUAUCUUCUAGAAACAGUCUACUCGUAAUAGAUUAGUCAAAUAUUAUACUUCUGCA